CUUGCACUGCCAGCUCCAUAUCAUUAUUCCAUAUUUAGCCAAAAAAUUUGAUGAAUUCCUUUUAGGAUACCUAUAACAGUUUGACUGAACACACAGGGCUCUUUGAUAGCCCAUGGUUUUUGAAAUUUCUUGAUUUCUGUCGGGACAUGGAAGAUAUCCGGUUAAAAACAGAUCAGUUUAACUGAUAGGGUUUUUCAACCGUGAAUACAUAUUAAACUGUAGUUGUCACCACGUGAGUUCAUUUAUGUGACAAAGCCAUAUAGAUAUAUAUUUUAAUAUACAAAUUUCAACCAAUUAGAAAAAAGCUGCCGCAUUCCUUUUUACAUAUGCAAAAGUUAUCACUUUUCAGUUAUUUCACAGAGAAGCACUUUAAAUAUUUCAUAUAUCUGAUCUGGAUGUGACUUGCAAUAUUAAACAGGGGCUUCCACUGAAUUCUUUUAAAUGCUGUGCAGAUUUCAAUUUGCCAGCAUUAAGUGAGGACAUGAAACAUGAGGCUUUAAAGAAGUGAAGCGGCAAUAACAGGGUCACGUAACAUAACCAUAUUACGGGAAAAUUUUCUUUGGGAUUGAAUGUACCACAGAUCACGAAGCUGGAGGAGUAGUGGAGGUUUUAAAGAUUUUUAGUCGUGACUGAUUCUACGUAUGUAGCAGUGCUACAACUACAGCUAUGGAGUUGACAGUGGUGGAGAGCUGGUACAGAUGCUACAAGUUUGCUCAAGCCACCAUGGAAGAGCUCCAGAUUCGUCCCCAUGUCCUGUUUGUUCAUUCCUACAAGUCACCUCACUUCUGUGACUUCUGUGGAGAGAUGCUUUGGGGAUUGGUACGCCAAGGACUGAAAUGUGAUGGAUGUGGACUGAACUUUCACAAGCGUUGUGCCUACAAAAUCCCCAAUAACUGUUCACGUGAUCGUGAGCGGGGUCGAAGAGGAUCGGGUACAUCAAAUAAUUCAUUUUCUCUCCCGAGGUCACCAUCAGAAUAUUCUGAUAAAGAGGGCUUAGGGCUCCUCCUCAGUGGCAGUCAAACCAGUCUGUCCUCAGCUGAGGGGCGCACCAACAGGUCCAAGUCAUGGAGCGGCCGCCCCCUGUGGAUGGAGAAAGAGUAUGCUGGAAGAAUUAAGGUUCCUCACACCUUCAUGGUCCACAACUAUAAAAAACCCACAGUGUGCCAGUUCUGCAAGAAGCUACUGAAAGGGCUGUUCAAACAAGGACUACAGUGCAAAGAUUGUAAAUUUAACUGUCAUAAAAAAUGUGAGCCACAUAUUGCAAAAGACUGUCAAGGAGAAAUUCCAAGGAAUUUAUAUGGAGAGGUGUACUUUGAAUGUGAUGCCUCGGAGGCAGAAAGUGUGAUUGAGACGGAGGCAUCUGAGCUAGGGGAAUCUCUUCUUGAUGAUGAAGCUUUUCUCGAUAGCGAAGACAAUGACUAUCCGAAGCCACCACUGAGUCCCACUCAGAGCAGUAACAUUCCGUUGAUGCGUGUGGUACAGUCGGUGCGCCACACGAAGCGUGCGGGAGCCCAAUCAAAGAUCUUGCGUGAAGGAUGGCUGGUGCAUUUCACCAACAGGGACCACACUCGAAAGCGACAUUUUUGGAGACUGGAUACCAAAAGUAUUACACUCUACUCAAAUCCUGAGUCAUCUAGAUAUUACAAGGAGAUUCCCCUGGCAGAGAUCUUAUCCCUGGAUCCUGCCAGAGACCCCCAGAGCGUGGAUGCCACCAGGGCCCCUCACGUCCUGGAGAUCAAGACAGACAGCACAAUUUUCUAUGUCGGCGAAGACCCCUCCUGCGAUGGCAAGGAGUCCAUCCUUAUGGCCUCCCCGGAGAGUGGAGUCGGACUGGACCUGGCCAAAAACUGGGAAAUGGCCAUCCGCCAAGCCCUCAUGCCGGUCACUCCUCAGUCCAGCAAUGCUGGCCAGGCUGGACAAGACAAAUCAGAAUCUGACAAGAAAAAUAGCAAAGAAGAAUGCAAAAAUAAUGUUCAAGUGACAAAUCAUCAGUCAGCAGAGGCUGGCAGUGUAGAAGGCAAGGUGGAUGUUAGUCAGAUGUAUGUUAUCUACCCAGAUGAUGUUCUGGGUUCAGGACAGUUUGGUAUUGUGUAUGGAGGCAAGUGUAAGAGAGAUGCAAGGGAGGUGGCUAUUAAAGUUAUUGAUAAACUGCGUUUCCCUACCAAGCAGGAGGCCCAGCUAAAGAAUGAAGUGUCCAUCUUGCAGAACCUUCACCAUCCUGGUGUAGUGAAUCUAGAACAGAUGUAUGAGACACCAGAUAAGAUCUAUGUGGUGAUGGAAAAAUUGAAGGGAGACAUGUUGGAGAUGAUAUUGUCCAGUCCGAAGGGCCGCCUCAGCGAAAGGGUCACCAAAUUUCUCAUAUCACAGAUCCUAGUUGCCUUAAAACACCUACAUUCCAAGUCCAUAGUCCACUGUGACCUGAAACCUGAGAAUGUGCUCCUGUCUUCAGAGACACCAUUCCCACAGGUUAAGUUGUGUGACUUUGGAUUUGCCCGCAUUAUUGGGGAGAAGUCUUUCCGCAGGUCUGUGGUGGGAACUCCUGCUUACUUGGCCCCUGAGGUCUUAAAAAGCAAGGGUUACAACCGGUCACUUGACAUGUGGUCAGUGGGAGUCAUUAUUUAUGUCAGUUUGAGUGGAACUUUUCCCUUCAAUGAGGAUGAAGAAAUAAAUGACCAGAUUCAGAAUGCAGCAUUUAUGUAUCCACCUAACCCAUGGAAAGAAAUCUCAGAGGAGGCAAUAGAUCUGAUACAAGGUUUGUUGUGUGUGGACAAGCAAAGGCGGUUGACUCCCCAACAAGCAGAGGACCAUGUUUGGAUAGGAGAGGAUUACCAAACGUGGUGCGAUCUACGCAAGAUGGAGAAGUAUGUUGGAAGGCGCUAUCUGUCGCACGAGUCAGAUGAUGCCCGAUGGGAACAGUAUCGUAAAGACAAAAACUUGGAUACCUGGGAAACAUUAGGACACACAGGUGUGGAUAUGAGUUUUCAUAAUAGAACACCCACAGCGCCAAGCCGCAGUCGCAAUAAUGGCUGUGGUAUUAUAGAGGAACAAGUUAGUGUGAUUUGACCGAGUCGUCCAUGUUCUCCUGUCUGUUGACUGGCCCCGCUGUCUGCAUGUGAACAGACUCUGUUGUAAAGAGCACCAUACUUUUCUUCUUUCACACCAUCUUGCAUGGGAGUAUUCAGAAUGAUUUUCACAUUCUUCUCAAAUAUUUGAAAAAUUUCAGGACGAUGAAUUUUCUUAUUAAGGGUGAUUAACACAAAGCGAUAAUUUAGUAGUAGUGAUAUAAAGCAGUUGUUAAUCCUGUAUUUGUUAAUAAGAUGUAAGAAAGGCAUUUUUAGAUAUAUGAUUAUAUAUAUGAUAUAUAACAUGCAUGAGAAUAGCUGUUUUGUCUACUUGCCAUGAGAUGGCACCAGAUUAUAAUCAAGACAGGCCAACAGUGGCACAAAAAAAAAAGCAGCAGUCUUUUAACUAAUAGUUUGGUAGCAAAGAGGAUAAGGUGAGGAAGGGUUAGUAUUUGAUAAUUGCAUUUGCUGUAUAAUUAAGUGAAUGGUGGAUUCAGAAUUCUAAUUUUUGAUGCACUUAGAUGAAGUUAACAUUAGUUAGGUUCAAGCAUCAUAGUGUUCUUUUUAUCCUUUACAUCAAUUGCUAUUGAAACAAAGUCCCCAUUUUAUCACUUACAUUUAUAUAUAUAUGUGUGUGUGUCUGUGUGUGUGUCCUUUUUCAUACUUUACCAUGAUUUGGUAAGUGUGCUACUUGCUUAUCUUUUUAUUGGCCUCAGUUGUACUUUUUUGUGCAAUAUCUUUGUUGCUUGAUUAUCUGCUAAAUAUAAAAUGUUUAAAAUUAUACUAAAAUCUGUUUAAAGGAAACAUUUUUACAUUAUUUACGCAAGCAUUAUGAAAUUCAAACAGUAGGCCACAAAUAGUAGUUUGACAAAAUUACUUAGCAAUUCAAAUUUUUUAAUAAAAUGCCUUCUAAGGUUAGUUGAUGGAAUAAGGGAAAUUUGAUUUUCAAAGAUGCAAACAUUACUCUGCCAUUUCUCAGGUCUUAAGUUUCAGGCCUCUAGUCAAAAUGAAGUUAGGUUAAGUAAAACCAUGAUGUGAACUUUUGAAAAGCAAAACUGUCCAGUGUAAGCUGAAUUAUAACCCCCAGUCUCAAUGAUCAAUACCUGUCUAGAUAUGAUUUCCCUAGCCAAAUUAUUUACUAAUUAAAUAUAUAAUAUAUGGCAUAUUUUCACUUCCUCUUAAAAUGUGUUUGCUUACGAGCCAUGGUUGAAUUAUGAGUGCAUAACAUUUUCUUUGAUGACUUAAAAAAUAAUAAUCUUUAGAGUGAAAAGAAAAUUGUUUUGAUGAUGUAUCUUUUUAUACGAGUCAGUUAGUACUGAAUAUGAAACCCAGAAAUGAAAUGUUACUUGGUAAAGUUGAGAAAAACAUGUUCAAAAAAAAUUGUCAUUCCAUACUGAUGACAUGGAAAGGGAUGUGACACAUUAUAAUUAGCUCACCAUAUUUUGGUGAGCUUCAUAUGAAAGCCAAUAGCCAUGUAUGUAAUUCCCUUCCACAUCUUUGGCAAUUUUAUCUUUUGAAAAAAGAAAAAGAAUAACACCUUUAACACAUAUCUCAUAUAAAUUAUAUAUUACAGAAAGUAAUUAAUUGCUCAAUAAAGUACUAAUUUUUGAUGGAAGAUGGAAAUCUAACAAGUAUAAUGGGUUUAAAACAGAAAACUAGAUAUCAAAAGUUAAUAUGAUAUUAAUUUCCUGAAGGUGCUUAUUUGUGUUACAUUAUACUUUGUCAGUGUCUUUUUUUAUUUUUUAUUUAUUGUUUUUUUAGAGAAUGGGGUUGAAGUAUUUGAGUACACAGCAACUUGCACAAGUAGAUAUAUUUAUUUUAGAGUACACCUCAGGUAAAUUUAUUUUUAAAAAUAUGUUCGCACUGAUCCAUUUUUCCCCUAGAAUUUCGAGAAUUUAAUAUAUCCUGUUUAUGACACAGCUUAUAAUCCAGUAUAAUUAAAUGAAGACAAAUGAGAGUAAGAGAUAGUGGUAAAAUUCACAUCAGAAAUUUUCAUAAAAAGGUAGGAAGUUUGUAGUAAUAUCUUCAUUUUUGUUUCCCCACAAAGUGGGAGGCUUAUAGCAUUGUUCCUAUAUGUCCCUACAUCACAAAAGUCUUUGCCAAGUCAACUUGAAAGAAGGAGAAAGUUUGUGUGAUUUGGUAAUGUGAUCAAGUAGACUAGUAUGUCAUGGAAGCUCUCUCUAAGGUGCAAACCAUUGGGGCAUUAUUAAGUAAAAGAUGAGAUGGAAACUGUCUGUACAGAAAAUUUUUACUUUUGGGUAUGGUUUUUCAGCUUUGACUGCUUUUUGCUAGAAGUUGAUUUAAAUUAUAGAAUUGUUCUUGUCAGGGAGUCUCUUGUUGUGGUGUUUUUUCCCCCUGAAGAGAAAAUCACAGCUUGUGUACCUGUGUGAAGAGACAACCAUUAUGCAUCUACAUAUGACUCUAGAUUCAUUGUUUGAUAUUGAAACCACAUUAUCAUGAUCAUAUUUCCAGAAUUUUGUAUUCUCGGUGUUUUAGAAUAUCAUUUGGAACUUUUUUGGAUUGAGAGUAGCAAUUUUCAUAUGCUGUUUUCAUCAAUUUUGGAGAAGUAAUAGGAUACUUGAAUAGAAUUUUAUUAUCAAAGUGAGGAAAUAUAAUCCUCAUAAGAGCUGUCACUACAAGUUAAGAUCUCUUUUUGUGCACUUACUCACCAUUAUUGAGUCUUGGCUUGAAAUAGGAUAAAGAUUAUUUUUUAUCUCAAGUUGGAUGAAUAUUGAAGUAUUUUGUCUAACAUCCUGAAAAUGUAUUCAAUUUUCUAGGGUUGCAUUAAUGUUCCUGUUCAUGAACUCACAGAUGAAUAACAAGCCAUGUUCAGCAGAUUUUAAAGAUUUUAUUUCUUUUUUGAAUUAUAGAUAGAUUGAAAUGUGCAAUUGAAAUUAAAAUGUAUAAUUAUUAUGCCAUAAAGAUAGGUAUUUAGAACUGUUAUAACAUUUAUGUCUUUGAAUGAUGAUUAGAAGUGUACCUUGAUAUGUUAGAUGAGGUCCCUCCAUAUUAGAAUCAAACAGCAAACCUCACACUUGACAAUUAAGUUGCACAAAUUGUUAAAUGACGUGAUAUCUUCCACUACCUUCAAUUUCUUCCACUAAAUUUUUUCUUCCACUACUUUUCAUUUUCUAAAUAUAACAGACAAAACAAAAGAAGAUCUCAAGUAGGUAUCUGACAGUUAAAAUUGAGUAUUGAAAAACGAUUUCCAAUGACUUUCUUUUGUAAGCUUUGUAUAAUUGUGAAAAGGGCUUACAGUAUUUUCUAGUGUCUGGUUUGUUGCUUAGGGAAAAUGCACUGAAAUGUGAUGAAUAUUGUAUAGUUCCCUUUUUCAUUGCCACAUGUAUCAUGUGCACUGUGUCAACUUACAAUAAAAUAUGGAAGCUUUCAGUGGCUGGAUAGCUGUAAAAUGGCCUUUUUGAUACCUUGCCAUCAGCAAGUUAAUAAACUUAUUUGACUUCA
Molecule: messenger RNA, 6524 nt
Organism: Lingula anatina
Lineage: Eukaryota; Metazoa; Brachiopoda; Lingulata; Lingulida; Lingulidae
Product: serine/threonine-protein kinase D3
Biological process (GO): intracellular signal transduction; protein phosphorylation; phospholipase C-activating G protein-coupled receptor signaling pathway
Cellular component (GO): cytosol
Molecular function (GO): protein serine/threonine kinase activity; ATP binding
Source: RefSeq, a predicted model, not a curated record